AUGGCCUCGUCGACAGACGAAAUGCCUGCAGUUGGUGAGAUUCUAUUCCCUACUUCAUCUCCAUCUCCUUAUCCAGAGCCUUCCGAAAGUAGCGGAUAUUCUUUGCUCUCUUCAGAUUCAUCAGAACAUUCUCCUCCACCAUCACCAUCUUACAUUGACGCCUUAGCCGCUGAAAUUGAAGCAGAGCAGCUUAAUCUCUCUCCAGACUACUCUCCUUCGCCAGCUCCUUACCCUUCUCCUCCUCCCUACAUUGAAGUUGAGGCUCCUGAAAUCUAUGAGCAAGCUCCAGCACCUGAACCGUCUUCUGUUUUUGGGUCGGGUCAGUCAGCAGAUACUGCGUCUGGUUCUCCAGACAUGGCUCCUCAUCCUACUGUAUUGCCAUUCGACUACAGAGCAGAGGAUGGGAGUGCUGAAUUUGAAGGUGAAGAUUAUAGUUCGGAACGAAGCAAGAAUCGGAUGACGAUGGUCGGAUUUGUGAUUGGUGCUAUUUGCUUGGUGGCAUUGGCUGGUUUUUUGUUUAAUAAGAAGAAGAAAGACAAUAAGCCAAGAUCAGAGGACCAGUACGAAUUGACCAGGAGGGAGGACGUCUGA
Molecule: messenger RNA, 591 nt
Organism: Rosa rugosa (rugosa rose)
Lineage: Eukaryota; Viridiplantae; Streptophyta; Magnoliopsida; Rosales; Rosaceae
Product: E3 ubiquitin-protein ligase RGLG1-like
Exons: 1
Coding region: 1-591 (196 amino acids)
Source: RefSeq, a predicted model, not a curated record